ACGUCCUCCUAAUGGGAGCAUAAAUAUCUUUGGAGGAUCUCUACAUAGAGAUCUUGGUCUAUUGAAGGGAGGAAUCAACGCUUGUAGUCAGUUCAAGAAAUCAACGAGGAUUUAGAGUUUGUGGUCGAGGAGAGGGGAGGUCGUUCGUGGUUGAAGAAGAACUGAAUAUGGUUUUGGGAGACUAUGCAGACUUUUUGUGUGGUUAGGUGGGGUCAUAGAAUGGGUACCAAUUAUUAGAUAUGUCGGGGGGUAUAUUGUCUUUUUUUCAGGGGUUGAUAAAGAAAGACUAUUCUAUGAUAACCUAAUAACAAUGUACACUAAAGCUGGGGGCAGGGGUAGUAACGUAGUAAUUUAUUAUUCACUUCCUCAACAAACAUUACAAAUGUCUAUAAAGAAGUUAGAAGGGGAUGAGGGUAUCAGAGAGUUAUUAAGAGACUAUAAAGGUUGUAAUGUUAUAUCAAUUUACAUUGAAGAAAAAACAGGCCCUUUGUUGUCUAUAGAUGUUAGUGGUAAUGUCCUUCAUUGUGAAAAUUCUGUGCCACUGUUACAAUAUAAUGUUGAACAAACAGGGAAUGAGGAAGGGAUUGAGGGUGAAAAUGAGAGUGCGGGAUUUGUUUUUGAGGGAGUAGGGGUUGAGGAAGGGGCUGAGGGUGACAAUGAGAGAGUAGAGGGUGAAGAAGUAGGGGCUGAGGAAGGGGUUGAGGGUGAAAAUGAGGGUGUAGGAGUGGAGGAAGGGGCUGAGGGUGAAAAUGAGGGUGUAGGAGUGGAGGAUGUGGCUGAGGGUGACAAUGAGAGAGUAGAGGGUGAAAAAGUAGGGGUUGAGGAAGGGGCUGAGGGUGAUUAUGAGGGUGAAGGGGUUGAGGAUAGGGCUGAUGGUAACAAUGAGGGUGUAGAGGGUGAGGAAGUAGGGGUUGAGGAAGAGGUAGGAAAUGAUGAGUCAGAUUCUGAUUCAUCAUUAGUUUCUGAUUGCCCUUCAUGGAUGUUAGAGGAUUUAGAGGGUCCUUGGGAUGAUGAUAUUUUCACUACUAGGCUGAAAACUACACAAGAACAAUGCUAAAGACUCUAAGGUCUUUAAUGAGAGAAAGAAAGAAAAAAAAAAAGCAAGAGCAACAAAAUGAGAGGGGUGAAGGGACUAGUAGGGGAGAUGGACAGUGGUGUAUUGAUUGUGAGGAUGAAGAUUUUGGUAAUGAGGGAGAUGGGUGUCCAAUGUGGGAUGAGAUGAUGAAUAUGGGUGAAGUAGAUUUGACAGUAGGUAUGAAGUUUGAGACAAGAGUCAAAUUUAGGGAUGUGCUGAGGGAUUGGGCUGUGAGGAGGGGAUGGGAUUUGAAGUUGGUGAAAAAUGAAAAACACUUUAUAGUUGCAACUUGUAAAAAUGGGUGUAAUUGGAAGUUGAGGGCAUCUUCAAUCAUGAAAUCCACAACAUUUCAGAUAAAGCCUAUUAAGGGAGAACAUACCUAUGCACCUAAAGUUUAAAAUAAGCAAGCCAUUACAAGUACAUUGGUAAAGUAAUUGAAAAGUUUGUAAAAGACAAUCCAAAUGAGUCUCUUCAAUCAUUGAAGAACAAAGUCAUAAGAGAAUUGCAGAUUGACGUUUCAACUCAUAAAGUUUACAGAGCCAAAAAACAUGCUCUCAAAUUGGUAACAGGUGAUGUGAAAGAGCAGUAUGCAAGACUUUAUGACUACUGUCAUACAGUAGUCAAACAUAAUCCUGGGAGCUCUUUAAUAAUGAAGCUGAACAAAGAAGUGAAUCUACCUGUGUUACAGAGAAUGUAUUUUUGCUUGAGAGGCAUGAGAGAUGGUUUCAUUGAGGGGUGUAGACCAUUAAUUGGGUUGGAUGGGUGCUUUCUGAAGGGGUUAUUCAAAGGGCAGUUGUUGGCUGCUAUUGUGAGGGAUCCAAAUGACAAUAUUUAUCUAAUUGUUGUUCAUAUGUAGAGGUUGAGAAAUAUGAUAGUUGGGAGUGGUUUUUGAACCUUUUGCUUAGAGAUAUAGGGUCACAAAAUAAGAGGGGAUGGGCCUUCAUUUCAUGUAGACAGAAGGGGUUACUAGAGGCCAUUGCUGAACUGGCACCUGGGGCUGAACACAGAUUCUGUUUGAGGCACAUGUACAAUAAUUUUAAAGAAAAAUUUAAAGGGCAAAAAUUGAAAAAGAUGUUUUGGAAAGCUGCAGCAACUUACAGUGUUAACCAACACUUGAAAACAAUGGCUGAGAUUGAAAAAAUGUACCCAAAAAAAGAUGCUGAACAAACACCAUACGAAUGGUUGACUGAAAUACCUCCAGUACAUUGGGCAAGAUGUUUCUUCCCAACUAAGACAAAGUGUGAUGUACUUGUGAAUAACAUGAACGAAUCAUUCAAUCAUAUUAUCCUGGAGGCAAGGGAAUUACCAAUAAUUCAGAUGUUUGAAUGGAUAAGGAGGAAGUUCAUAGGAAGAAUUCAAGUGAAAAGAGAGGGGAUGGAAAAAUACGAGGGGGUUGUUUGUCCUAAUAUCAUGAAGAAAACUGAAGUGCAAAGGCUGGAGAGUAGAAACUGCUUUCCUUCUUGGGCAGGGAUAGACAAAUACGAGGUAAUGCAUUUUAUGCAAAACCACAUAGUUUACCUCAAGGAGAAGUUUUGCAGUUGUGGCAUGUUUCAGCUUGUGGCAUAUCCUUGUUGUCAUGCCAUUGCUGCAAUUGAUUAUCAUAGGCUGAAAGUGGAGGAUUUCAUUGAUGAAUGCUUCAAGAAGGAAGUGUAUUUAAAGGUGUACAGCCACAUGAUCCACCCAGUGCCAGGGAUGCAUGAUUUUGAAGAUUCAAAGAUGGGAAAAGUGGAUCCUCCUGAUGUAGUAAUCAAGAUGGGAAGGCCAAAAAAAUGUAGAAGGAAGGAUGCAAAUGAUGUGAGGAAAACAGAUUCAAGAAGAGGUCUUACCCACACUUGUGCAAUAUGUAUGAGAAAAGGGCACAAUAAAAGAAGUUGCACCAAUCCCCCACACCCCAAAUCCAAAUUCAUGCAGAAUCCCAACCAAAGCAGACAAAGAUCCAGCAAGUCACAUGGUGCAUCAGGAUCUAGAAGACCUAGUACCCCACUCCAUCCACCUUUUAAUGAGAAUGAGACAAUUCAAGAAGAGGUACCCCCAAUUUAUUCCCAACCAUCUCAAGAUUCCAUGCCCGAAAUUGCAGUUCAGCCCCCACUUCCAGUUCAGCCACCAAUUCCACUUCAGCCACCACCUCAAACAGCUCCAAGACAACCUUUUAAGAUUCCUAAACAGAGUAGCAGAACAACACCAGGUGAGACUAUCACUAGAGGAUUGAAUGUGCAUAAAUCAUCACAUGAACAGGUUGUUCAUUCAGAGCAAAUAACUCAACAACCUCUCCAACAAGAACAUCCACAAUCCUCAACAGCUUAUCAGCAAAAACCUAAAGCUCUUAGAAAGCACAAAAAGCCAAUAUCUUCUUCAACUAAAUUGCUUAAGAGACAACAACAAGAUGCUCCAGAUCAGUCCUCCCAAUUCAAGAGAAAAUAUUCUGCAGAGAGAAAUCCAUCUAUUUCUUCACUGAUCAAGAGUUUGGCCAACUCAUAUCGCCAGGACAAACCAAGAAAAAUAAUUAAAAUACUGAUGGAACAUCAAAGCCCACAGAAAAUGUAUGAGGUGCAAUUGUAGUUCAAUUUUUGUCUAUUUUGUGAUGUUUUAGUGAUGGAUUUUGCAAAACUGAUGGUUGCAAAUUAGAAUUUUUGGAUGUAUAGUUAUAAAUCAGGAUUAAAAUCUAGUUGUAUACAUGUUUCAGUGAAUGCACUUUGUCCAUUUUGAAGUGAAAUGAAAUUUA
Molecule: messenger RNA, 3797 nt
Organism: Sesamum indicum (sesame)
Lineage: Eukaryota; Viridiplantae; Streptophyta; Magnoliopsida; Lamiales; Pedaliaceae
Source: RefSeq, a predicted model, not a curated record